AGCCCUCUGUUCAGUCCUCUACGCCGCGUGUUCGAGCCUCUGUUCCGCGGCCUUUCAGCCACCGUUCCGCCAUUGUUUGCCUCCAUUCAGCCAUCUCCGUCGCGAUUUAAAGCUCCUCCCUUUCUAUUUCUUGUAUUUCACUUUGAGAUAGUCAAUGGUGUCAUUGAAGUUGAAGGAAUAGCAGAGGAGAAAACUGCAGGUGCUGAAGAGGAUGAAGAAAAAGGAGUACCUGCUUUUUGGCUCAAUGCAAUGAAAAACAAUGAAGUGUUAGCUGAUGAGAUGUGCUCGUUCUAAUGCUUGAAGUUCUUCGAGUUUCUGCCUAUGCAUUUCCUCUGUCUCACCCAGUCUCAGCUUCGCAAUUCGUUGAAAGUCUUUUGGGACAAUACUCAUUUGCAGCUCAGGUGCCAGAGUCCUUUUAUCAUCUUGAUCAAAGCUGGGUAAUGGUCCAAGAGAUUGAGAUUUUAAAGAUUGAAGUGAUGCCAGGAUGGAGAAAAGGAACAAAGAUAAAAUUUGAGGGCAAGGGUGAUGAGAAACCUGGAUACCUUCCUGUUGAGAUUUCUCUAGUAGAUGCACUCACAGGGUGCUCUUUACCAAUUCCUAUAUUAGGAGGGGAGAAGUUGACUUUGUCAUUUGAGAAUACUGUUGUAUACCCUGGAUAUGUUAAGGUUAUUGAAGGUCAAGGCAUGCCAACCCUUAAAAACGAUGGGAAAAGAGGUAACCUCCAUGUCAAGUUUCUAGUUGACUUCCCCAAAGAAUUGAGUGAUGAACAACGGCAAGAAGCUUUUAGAAUCUUAGAAAAUUGUUGUUAAUGAUGACCAUAGUUGUACAUUUGUAUAUUUUAUAUGCAGAUAUGAAUGCAUUUGCUAUCAGUUAAAGACACAAA
Messenger RNA from Arachis ipaensis, 883 nucleotides. Lineage: Eukaryota; Viridiplantae; Streptophyta; Magnoliopsida; Fabales; Fabaceae. The record is from RefSeq and is a predicted model, not a curated record.